AGUUCAGUCCCGCGUGGGCGCAUGGAAGGUGGAGAUUUACACCCACUCAUUUGGCAGAGAAAUAAUUCCUGGUGUGAAGUGAUGCAAGUGUAUUUUUGGAACAAAUAAUUAGUCCAGGUUUGUUCUUGUAGGUAAUUAUCCAGUCAGUAAAACUGACUCGAAAUCGGCCGUGCGUAAAAUUUAUCAGCGUUUUUUGGAUAAUGUGGCAGUGCUGCUUUUUGGUGCUUGUAGGCGCGGUGGUUGUGAACGCUCAGUUCCCCAGAGAGUGUGUGACUCCAGAGGGACUCAGGAGUGGACAGUGCUGUCCGUCGCCCUCUGGACAGGCUAAUGACCCGUGUGGCUCCAGCACUGGACGCGGACAGUGUGUGCCAAUCACGGUGGACACUCGCCCGCAUGGGCCUCAGUACCCGCACGAUGGACGGGAUGAUCGCGAGCGAUGGCCCAUCCGUUUUUUCAAUCGUACCUGUCAAUGCAAUGGGAACUUUAGCGGUUAUAACUGCGGCCGCUGCAAACAUGGAUUGACCGGGCCCAACUGCGACCAAAGAGUUCCUGUUGUAAGAAGAAACGUGAUGCAGCUCAGUGCGGACGAGAAGCGUGCGUUCGUGAACGCGCUGGAUCAGGCCAAGCGCGCUGUGCACCCUGAUCUGGUGAUCGCAACCCGGCACUAUUCGAACAUCUUUGGCCCUGACGGGAACACUAUGCAGUUUGAAAACAUCACUAUCUACAAUUACUUCGUUUGGUCCCACUAUUACUCCGUCAGCAAGACCUUCUUGGGCGCGGGGCAGGCCAGUUUUGGGGGUGUGGACUUCUCACACGAGGGCCCCGGUUUCCUGACCUGGCACAGGUACCACCUGCUUCAGCUGGAGCGAGACAUGCAGGACAUGCUGCAAAACCCCUCCUUCGCCCUGCCAUACUGGAACUUUGCUAUCGGUGGAAACACAUGUGACAUCUGCACGGAUGACCUGAUGGGAGCCAGGAGCAGUUUUGACAUGAAUUCUCUGAGUCCCAACUCCAUCUUCUCCCUGUGGCGAGUCGUCUGUGAGAGCGUGGAGGACUACGACACGCUGGGAACCAUCUGCAACAGUACUGAGACUACUCCCAUCAGAAGAAACCCGGCAGGAAACGUGAACAGGCCGAUGGUCCAGCGUCUCCCGGAGCCACAGGAUGUGGCAGACUGCCUGCAGGUUAACACUUUUGACACGCCGCCCUACUACUCCACAUCUUCUGAUAGCUUCAGGAACACCGUUGAAGGCUACAGCGCCCCCAAGGGGAACUACGACCCUAUAGUGAGGAGCCUCCACAACCUGGCUCAUUUGUUCCUGAAUGGGACAGGAGGACAGACUCACCUCUCCCCCAACGACCCCAUCUUUGUCCUGCUCCACACCUAUACUGACGCGAUAUUUGAUGAAUGGUUGAGGAGACACAGUCCAGAUGCGGCUGUGUAUCCAGAGCAAAAUGCUCCCAUCGGUCACAACAGGGGCUACAACAUGGUGCCCUUCUGGCCUCCAGUGACCAACUCUGAGAUGUUUGCGACUGCCCCUGAAAAUCUCGGUUACUCUUAUGAAGCUGAAUGGCCAGGUCAACCUUUCAGCCUGAGUGAAAUCAUAACCAUGACCAUAGUUGUUGCCCUCGUGGUUGUCGCAGUCAUUUUCGCUCUCACCACGUGCGCCGUGCGUGCCCGCUCUUACAAGGCGGAGGGCCACCAGCCUCUGCUCGGGGAUCAGUACCAGCGCUACGACGAUGAGAAAAGCCAAUCUGUUGUAUAAACUCAAACGCAAGCCCUACUUUAAAGUGCCUCUUCUCUCACCGUGGCACAGCUGUGGGGUUUAUAUUAAAGGCUCAAUCUGUUCUCACUAGAACACAAAAUCAUCUUUCUUUCUUUUUAUUUUUUUGCUGCAUUUAGGCACCUCUAUCAAAACUGGUACUUACAAAUAAUGUAGAUGUAAAUACUGACUUAUACAUUUCCCACUCAACAAAGAAUUUUUGUAAUUAGGUAUCAAGAUCAGCUGACUUCCGUGUUUCAGUGUAAGGAAUGUGCAAGUGAGUUUUUCAGCUUUUUUUUUUUUUAGCUUUUUAACCUUUUCAGCUUUUUAAACCCAGCUAAAGUAAUGAAGGAAGUGAAACUUGAACAUAAGUUUGUUUGUUUUUUUUCACUAAAUACAUAGGCUGUAAUAUCCCCAGUAUUUAUCUUAGGUUUGCUUAGCUUAGCUGCACCGUGCCAGCACAGGUACGUUUCAUGAAAGUGCCCAAACAAUUAAGCCAUGUUAUCCACAAGGGGGUGCUGUAGUUCAAUUUCUAGAACUCGGCAAGACGGCAUGUUUGAGAGAGAGAGAGAGAGAUGCUUUUUUAAUGAUGUAUUAUUAAACUGUUUCACGUGACUUGAAAUGUUGCUAAUAAAUGAAGAAACAAGGAAAAAACAACGUGGUGAUUUAGAUAAAUGAAAA
Molecule: messenger RNA, 2444 nt
Organism: Archocentrus centrarchus (flier cichlid)
Lineage: Eukaryota; Metazoa; Chordata; Actinopteri; Cichliformes; Cichlidae
Product: 5,6-dihydroxyindole-2-carboxylic acid oxidase
Exons: 7
Coding region: 201-1766 (521 amino acids)
Biological process (GO): melanocyte differentiation; melanosome organization
Cellular component (GO): melanosome
Molecular function (GO): oxidoreductase activity
Source: RefSeq, a predicted model, not a curated record